Messenger RNA from Osmia bicornis bicornis, 662 nucleotides. RefSeq names its product UPF0488 protein CG14286. The record is from RefSeq and is a predicted model, not a curated record. The transcript is spliced from 2 exons. Bases 102 to 644 code for a protein of 180 amino acids. Lineage: Eukaryota; Metazoa; Arthropoda; Insecta; Hymenoptera; Megachilidae.
AACUGGCAGUGACAUCUGUAGGGAUGUCAACAUUAAUAAGAAGUCUAAGCAGGGAAAUAAGAUUAAUUACUAUAUAAUCGUCAAAAUUAAUGUAAUGGAAAAUGCCUCCAAAACCCAAAACGAGUGCUAAAAAACCAGCGGUAAACAAAAGAAAACCAGAGCUAGGAAGAACAUCAAAUUCUGCAAAUGUUGGUUCAGAAACUACUAGUGGUUUAAGUCAAGAAGCUGAAGAUCAAUUUGAGUUAGAGUUAUGCUGGUGUAUCCAGCAAUUAGAAAUGUGUCUAGCUACUGGAAAACUUGCUGAAAAACAGGCUCUUGAUUUAAAUAAAAACAUAAGUAUCCUAAAGAGCAACAAUGCACCUUUGAUUAAGAAAAGACAAAUAAUGCGUAACACUUUGGGGAACUACAGAGAGAAAAUGGCUUUGGAUGAACAGAAACUUGGCAAAACCACAUCCUCUAUUAAAUUUUUGCCUGCACCUAUGCAAAAUAAAAAAUGUAUAUUCCUUAAGAAGGCUAGUUUUAGUUCUGUAAAAAAGAAACAGUAUUCAGAUAAUGAUACAACUUGCUUAAGUGCAGAUGAACCUUCCAUUGAUAUUGACAAUUUACAGACUGUAUUUAAAUUUAAUUUUCAAAUUAAAGAAUAAAGAUACCUUUCGUACAUA